UCACGCAAGGAGCUCAUGUUGUGUGUUUGCUUUUCUUUUCCAGGAGAGCCUGAACCCCUGGACCAGCAGAAACAGCAGGUGACUGUGGACGAAGGCACAGAGCUCUUCACCUACAAGGGAAACGAUGUGGAGUCCUACGUGGCAACAAGCACGCCCUCUGGUCUCUACCAGCUGGAGUUGCUGUCCACUGAGAAAGACAGCAACUUCAAGGUGUACACCACCACAACUCCAGAGUCUGACCAGCCUUAUCCGGAGCUGCCCUACGACCCCCGUGUUGACGUGACCGCGUUGGGUCGCACCACUGUCACGCUAGCCUGGAAGCCGACGCCGACAGGCUUUCUGAUGGGCCAACCUGUUCAGUACUGCGUGGUAAUUAACAAGGAGCACAACUUCAAAAGCAUGUGUGCCGCGGAGGCCAAAAUCAGUGCCGAUGAUGCUUUCAUGUUGGCUCCGAAGCCCGUCAGAGACUUUAGCCCCUUUGACUUUGUGCACUUUGGCUUUGUUCCCUCUGACAAUGGGUUUGGCAAGGAGAGAGGCCUUACUAGCAACAAGAUUUCACGAGCAUAUUUAGCCAAACCCAAAGCGUCUGACAUUCAGAAGGUGUGCAUUGGCAACAAAAACAUCUACACUGUGUCAGACCUUAAACCAGACACACAGUACUAUUUUGAUGUGUUUGCCGUGAACUCGGCCACCAACACCAGCACGGCGUACGUCGGAACAUUUGCUCGCACCAAAGAGGAAGCCCGUCAGAAGACCCUGGAGCUGAAGGACGGCAAAGUGUCGGACGUUUUCAUCAAAAGGAAGGGAACAAAGUUUCUCCGCUUUGCUCCCGUGUCUUCGCACCAGAGGGUGACGCUUUUCGUGCACUCGUGUCUGGACGCGGUCCAGGUGCAGGUGAGGCGAGAUGGCAAGCUGUUGCUGUCACAGAACGUGGAAGGAGUGCGGCAGUUCCAGUUACGGGGAAAGCCGAAAGCCAAGUACCAGAUCCGCCUUCGAGGAAGCCGGAAAGGGGCGUCCACGCUGAAGGUGCUUGCCACCACGCGGCCCAGCAGCAAGCAACCCUUCCCUUCUCUACCUGAGGACACCCGCAUCAAGGCCUUUGACAAGCUGCGCACCUGCUCCUCUGUCACCGUGGCCUGGCUGGGCACACAGGACCGCAACAAGUACUGCAUUUACCGAAAAGAAGUGGCCGACAGCUACGGGGAAGAGCAGCGACGCAGGGAGCAAAAUCAGUGUGCCGGGCCAGAGACCCGCAGGAAGUCCGAAAAGGUGCUGUGCAAGUACUUCCACAGCCCGAACCUGCAGAAAGCUGUGACAACAGAGACCAUCACAGGUCUGGAGCCAGGCAAGACCUACCUGCUGGACGUUUAUGUGGUGGGACACAGUGGCCACUCAGUAAGAUACCAGAGCAAACUGGUGAAAACAAGGAAGUACUGCUAAAUGACUCUGCAAAGAAUAAAUCUAUUAUAUAAAUAUAUAUAUAUAAAAUAAGUUUAUUUAACACUAAGUGAUAUUCUACUAAGAAGUGUACACAGACUGACUACUCAUGCAGCUGAUGGGCCCAUAGUAGAGACUGAACUGUUUGUAGAGAAAGAGAGAGAAAUAUCAACCUGUAUAUUUAUGUUUACAUUUUUAUCUCGACGCGUCCGAGAGGCCCGAAGCGCGAGCUGCUUUUCCUACCAGGCUUGUCGUCUCGACAUCGAGUUGCCACCAGGGAGGGAGGCAGAACUUCAGCGAAAAAUCACAUUUCCUCCUGCGUCGGUUCCUGUGUCGCUGCAUGACGUUUGCUUUCGUCCGUCACAUCCUUCGGUCAGAGUCACGGCGACCGGAGGAGAUCCAGAGGCUUCCCGCUUUGUAUAGCUCUCUCAACUGCAUACUCGUUUCAUGUUUUAGGAGAAAAUUUAAAUUAUUUUAUACUUUGUGUCUAUAUUUUUGAUCGUCUCUUUUUAUUGAUGACAGUGUUGGCCGUUCCAGAUAAUUUCCGGUUUUUAUGUGGAAGCUGUAGUUCAAGACAUUCCCUUUGUGUAUCCCAGCCAGUGUUUUCCUCUAGAGCCCAUCUUGUAAAUGUAUUCGGUUUUGUGCUGGAGAUCUGUGUUAUUAUCACUGUAUCACUGUGUGCGUGCGUGCACGUGCGUGUGUGAGUGCGUGCGUGAGUGAGUGUGUCACAUGUACAGAGAUGUCCUGCCAAUAUUCAUGUACAUAAAGCCUAAAUAUAGAACAAGUAAUCCCUGUGUCA
Messenger RNA from Poecilia latipinna (sailfin molly), 2236 nucleotides. Its product is annotated as protein NDNF-like. The transcript has a single exon. Gene Ontology annotation, molecular function: heparin binding; protein binding. Gene Ontology annotation, biological process: extracellular matrix organization. The record is from RefSeq and is a predicted model, not a curated record. NCBI's taxonomy places the organism in Eukaryota, Metazoa, Chordata, Actinopteri, Cyprinodontiformes, Poeciliidae. Bases 16 to 1440 code for a protein of 474 amino acids.